CGCGACUUCCACAACGUGCCGGGCGCUCCUUCCAUAUCGUCGUUGCCCGAGCGAGACGCCCUAUCCAGAAAUGGAAGCUGGGUUUUAUGAAUUUUAAUUGCAGAUGCCUGUUCGAGAGUUGAACUUUCCACCAUUACGUUUCUUCCCCCCAUCCCACUGACGGGUUCACCCCCAACCGCGGGUGUUCGGACGGCCUUUCUCAGAUUCCUUCCUACCUGUCCCCGGGCACCGGGCACUGCCGUCAUUGGGGGUUAAGCUGCAGAUUGAAGUGGAGUCGGGUUUGGCCAGAGCCCGACCCCAAAUCUUGAGCUUCCCAUGAGUUCCUUACGCCUCCUCGCCAGAGCAAGGUUUUUAACUCCUUCGCCGUCUCUCAACUACGUGCCUCGGUCAAGCCGCUCUUAUUUACAUACUGCCGCUGCCCUCCCGUCAGUUCUUAGUGCAAGACCCCUCUCCUCGCUACCUUCGAAUCCCCCACCAAGGACUCGCAGGCUACCCCUCCACCCCGCGUUUGCCUCAGCCCCCGCACCCCUCAUCAUCGAGCCGCGACGUUACUGCUCCCACGCAUCGUUCAGACACAGACUCGCAAAUAUGACGGACAGAGACAUCCUCCCAGACACGUUCAAGCCGGUCCACUAUGACCUGGUGAUCAAAGAUCUCGACUUCAAAAGCUGGUCCUACAAAGGCAGCGUCAGGAUCGAUGGCGAGCUGGUCAAGGCGACAAAGGAGAUCGUGCUCAACACUCUGGAGCUCAAGCUACUGAACUCCAAGAUUGUCGUUACCCAGAACAAGAGUGACCAGUCAUGGGAGUCGACCACCUUCGCCGAGGAUACCAAGACGCAGCGGUCCACCAUCACCUUCCCGGAGGAGCUGCCCGUGUCCGCUAAUGCUUCAUUGACCAUCGAAUUUACCGGCGAGCUCAACCAUGACAUGGCCGGCUUCUACCGCAGCCAGUACAAGCCUGCUGCCCCCGCCGCCCCGAGCGUGCCCCGCGAUGACGAGUUCCACUACAUGCUGAGCACCCAGUUCGAGGCAUGCGAUGCCCGCCGCGCGUUCCCCUGCUUCGAUGAGCCGAACCUCAAGGCGACCUUUGACUUGUCCCUUGAGAUCCCAGACGACCAGGUGGCCCUGUCCAACAUGCCCCAGAAGGAGACAAAGCCGGUGGACGGAGGCAAGAAGGUUGUCUCCUUCGAGCGCAGCCCGGUCAUGAGCACUUACCUCCUUGCGUGGGCCGUCGGAGACUUUGAGUACGUCGAGGCCUUCACCGGUCGUGAGUACAACGGCAAAAAGUUGCCCGUUCGGGUUUACACAACGCGCGGCCUGAAGGAGCAGGGCCGAUGGGCGCUGGAACAUGCCCCCAAGAUCAUCGACUACUUUUCGGAGCAGUUCGAGAUCGACUACCCUCUCCCCAAGAGCGACAUCCUCGCCGUGCACGAAUUCACACACGGCGCCAUGGAAAACUGGGGUCUUGUCACGUACCGUAUGACGGCUAUUCUGUUUGAUGAGAAACUUUCCGAAGCUAGAUUCCGCAACAGGAUUGCUUACGUCGUGGCCCACGAACUUGCCCACCAGUGGUUUGGCAACCUCGUCACCAUGGACUGGUGGGACGAGCUCUGGCUCAACGAGGGUUUUGCCACCUGGGCCGGUUGGCUUGCGACGGACCACCUGCACCCCGACUGGGAGGUUUGGCCGCAGUUCAUCAACGAGGGCAUGGACCAGGCCUUCUCUCUGGACAGCGUCCGGUCGUCUCACCCCAUCCAAGUCGAGGUUCGCGACGGGCUCGACGUCAACCAGAUCUUUGACAAGAUUAGCUACCUAAAGGGCUGCUCCAUGAUCCGCAUGUUGGCGUCCAACCUCGGCAUCAAGACGUUCCUGAAGGGUAUCGCCAUUUACCUGAAGAAGAACGCCUAUGGCAACGCAAAGACGGAAGCUCUGUGGAACUCUCUCAGCGAGGCCUCCGGCGUCGACGUUAACAGCAUGAUGAAGCCCUGGAUCGAGAAGAUUGGCUUUCCGGUGCUGAACAUCACCGAGGGCAAGCAGCAGAUUUCCGUCAAGCAGUCUCGCUUCCUCUCCACCGGUGAUGUCAAGCCUGAGGAAGACCAAACCACCUGGUGGGUACCGCUGGCCGUCAAAGGCAAGAUUGGCUCCGAAGCCAUCGAGCCGCUCACGCUUACGACGAAGGAGGCGACUCUCGACGGAAUCAGCGAGGACUUUUACCAGUUGAACGCCAAUGCCACCGGCUUUUACCGGGUCAACUACCCUGAGUCCCGCCUGAAGCUCCUUGGCACCCAGCUGGAUCACCUCACCACCGAGGACAAGAUCUUCAUCACAGGCUCCGCCGCCGACCUUGCGUUCUCCGGCUACGCCACUACUGGCGCUCUUUUGUCCUUCAUCCAAGGCCUAAAAAGCGAGACCCAUUACCGUGUCCUCAGUCAAGCUUUGGACUCGAUUGGCACGCUCAAGUCCAUUUUCGGUGACGAUGAACAGAUCAAGAAUGGCUUGGCGAAGUUUACGCUCGAACUGAUCGACAAAGCGCUGAAGCAAGUCGGCUGGGAGAGUUCGAAGGAUGAGGACUACAACACUGGCUUGCUGCGCAAGCGGUUGCUCCUCACCGCUGUCGCGAACUCGCAUGAGGAGGUUGCCGCUGCCGCAUUCGAGCGUUGGUCCGCCUACCAAUCCAACCCCUCUGCUUCUCCCAUCGGUGCCGACCUCCGCGCCCCCAUUUACCGUGCGGCCAUCCUCAAAGACCCCUCCGCUGCCGUCGCUGCCCUCAAACACGAGUGGUUCACCACGCCCGCCAUUGACGGCAAGGAGAUCUGCCUCCAAGCCCUCGGGCACACUGAUGACGAGUCCAUCAUCAAGACCACCCUUCUUCCCUUCCUCUUCAGCACCUCCCCGCCCGCGGCCGCCACCGAUGCCAUCCCGCCCGGCGACAUGCACAUUCUUGCAGGCGUGCUGUCUACAAACCGCACCGGCCGCCCGCUACUAUGGGCAUUCCUACGUGAUCACUGGGACCAAGUCGGCACCAAACUGGGCGGGAACCCGAUCUUGGUGGACCGCAUGGUGAAUGUCAGCCUGCCGAGGUUUACCGAUGCCGAGAGCCUGGCCGAUAUUGAGCGCUUCUUUGGCCCUGGCGGUGUUAGCACCAAGGGCUUUGAUCGCACGUUGGAGCAGGUCAAGGACAAAAUUCGGGGGCGGGUCGCCUACAAGGGAAGGGACACCGAGGGCGUAAGGGCCUGGCUUGUGGCGAAUGGGUACGCAUAAGGAAAUAGGUGUGGGGGAAAGUUCAA
Messenger RNA from Chaetomium fimeti, 3287 nucleotides. Its product is annotated as peptidase family M1-domain-containing protein. Bases 316 to 3261 code for a protein of 981 amino acids. The record is from RefSeq and is a predicted model, not a curated record. Gene Ontology annotation, biological process: proteolysis; peptide catabolic process. NCBI's taxonomy places the organism in Eukaryota, Fungi, Ascomycota, Sordariomycetes, Sordariales, Chaetomiaceae. Gene Ontology annotation, molecular function: metalloaminopeptidase activity; zinc ion binding; peptide binding. Gene Ontology annotation, cellular component: cytoplasm. The transcript has 3 exons.